Messenger RNA from Linum tenue, 2229 nucleotides. The record is from the annotation of a GenBank genome assembly. NCBI's taxonomy places the organism in Eukaryota, Viridiplantae, Streptophyta, Magnoliopsida, Malpighiales, Linaceae.
GCACCGUUUUGGAAGAACCUGGAAGUAUACUGACCCGAUGCAUUCGCCUUCCCAUAGUUCUUCCCCUGGCUUGGGCGGCACAGUACUGUCGAGCCGGUGGAGGAACGGCGAGGGAACGAACAAAAGCUGAGCCACCUUGGACGAGUUUUCUUUCUCAUCAAAAUGGGUUAUUUUGCUUCUCCUCUAUCCUAUUUUUAUCUUCUUUUUCUCGCUCUUCUUUCUCUCGGUCUGUGCUGAUGUUGAUGGGUUUCCGUGUUUCUGAAUUGUGUUCGAUGGCAGAGGACGGUGAACGAGGUGAGGAAGAACAGCUGGAGGUGGAGGUGAAGGAAGGAAUAGCAUCAAUAGCUUUGUUGCCAUGUGGGUCAAUCUCUGGACACUUCAUUCAGCUUCCUGGGUCCAUUUGCUAUGGCCUUCACGGCACUGAGGUAGCUUGUGAAAGGGAGUGCAGCAGGGGUGAGGAUUAUCGCCUGAUCAAGCUUACCAUCAUUGACUAUAAUAGCAAGAAAGAGCAAGAUGUCAUGGUUGAAUGUAGAGGUCAUGAUGCUGCUCGGUUAUCUAACAUCGACCAUGCUCAUGGGUGGGGAAAAGAUGUUGCUGGCAUGGUAGAAGAUAAACAUGGCAAAGAAAGCAAAGUGUCAGUUUCAUUCGAGUGUGAGACCCUGAAAGCUGAUGAAGCAGCUGCAGACCAUAUUAGGCAGUUCAUGCCCAAAUUAUCUGGCCAAGCAGAUGUUGUAGUUAAUAUUGGGAGGAUGAGCAUUUCCGGGUUGAAUUUUGGAGCAGAAGAGUAGAUUAGAUGCCCGCCCCUGAGGUUGUGUAGAUAUCCCCUGGGGCAAGAAGAACUCCAGCUGAUUGUUAACAAAUCAGCUUUGUGUGUGUUUCAAAUUGAAAAUUUCAUAGCCUCCUAUCCAUGUAGUGAAAACAAAUUGGAGUGGUGUAUUUGUUGAGCAUCAGAUGAUCGGGAUGUGAUCUGUAAAAAUGAAGGUUGAGGAACUUGUUGAUUGAUGCAAAGUACAGGUCCUGAAGGUCGAGCAGAGACGGAGCAGAGACGAAGAUAGAGUCGGAUCGCAUUAUUAGGAGGAUAUUUAUAGGGUAAAGGGCUUUGACAGCUUUUGACGUAAUAAUGUGGCCAUUGAGACAUGAAACAAGCUCGGAAGGUGAUCAUUUAAUACAGACCGGUUUAAUCACACGCAGUUUUGGAUGAAUCGUUGCAGAUACACUUAUCUGCAAUUCUAACAAUAUGAUGUGUACAGACAAGUUACAACAUCACUUGUAAGUAAUACUACCACAACAAACAAGGAUGGUCAGUAACGCCUAUAAAAGGCCAAAUGCUUCAAACUUUCAGGCGAGAUGCAGCAGCAGCGGAGCAAGCUUUACAAUAGCAGUGGCAGAUAGAGAAAGCAUAUCAUUUUGGAUUCAUGUCCAUUGUCUCCAUUCAGUGAAUCGUCAUCCAUGCUGGGUUCCAAUCUAACUAUCACUCGAUCUCGGAUACCUCUUCCGACUCUGACAAGGGUAAGAGGGUACAUAUUCCCAACAUAUGACCAUUAAGGCACACAUAAUACUCAAUGCAAUCAUCAUAGGAACCCAAUCUGCAGCUUGCACUUGUUGGUACCAUCUUUGCUUGAAGCAUGUUCCAAAGCUUCGCCUUACAAUAUGGACACACAUGUGUAGGGUGCAGUGGGGCCCUUUUUUGUAUCAGCAUCUUCCUGACUCUUGACAUUGAGAAUGACUUGAAAAUCCCUCUAAAAAACCCUAUGUCCCCUUCAUCCCCUUGGUCUAGAUGCUCACAUGGGUCCGAAACAUAUAGAACAUCAGUUCUACAUUGAGGCAGAAGAAAGGAUUUCCCAGAAGUUCUAGAAAAGCGAGUCCUGUGAACAAAAUGGCCAGGUAUCUGAAUGUUAUUGAAUAGACCACCCCUGGUACAUCCUGAACAGUAGAUGAGCAACUUCCCAAGUGCCCUCCAGUUUCCAUCAACACUGUGACUUCCACUUGAUUGUAGAUCAACCAUCAUCUUUGGAGCCCUUGUCUUGCAGAACUCUUUCCACAAUACUCGCUUGGCAAGAUCAUCAAACCACUUGCACGAACAUGAUAGAGCAGCUAUCAACUUGGGGUUCCAGUUCAGCUGUUGAAAGACUAAAAAUAUAACGUCUUCACUUAGAUGCCCUUUUGUGCAUUGACAGCUUGACGAGUGUAUACAUCGGUAUUGCUUUGUUAGAAUCAUUGGAUGUACCU